AUGCAUGAUGUUGUUUCUAUGCUUUAUGACAUAAGCGAGAAGGUUACCAACUCAAGUGAGAAGGUUACCAAUAUUAGCAUACGGCAACACCAAACGGAUGCAAUGUUGAAUUCUGUGAUAGAGGAAUCUCACUUGAGGCAACAAGGAAGGGAGCGUAGUAUGACGCUUACUAAUUCCUCUACUAUACCCUCUCCUUCACAAGGUGACCCACUAGAGGCCCAACCUUAUCCUAGAGAUCCUAGAGGAGGUCUAGACGAUGAUGAAAGGGUUCUACAAGUUCCCAAACUAGUUCUUCUACCUCUCAAAGGAACUAGUGACCUGGGAGAGUAUCUUGAAUGGUUACUCAAAGUAGAGAGGCACUUUGACAUCUACAACAUAAGUGAUGCUAAAAAGGUGAAGUAUGCCAUUACUCAAUUUGAAGGGAGUGCUUCAUCAUGGUGGGAAAAGGAGUUGAGGAGAAGGGCUAGACACAAUGAACCUCCAAUAACUAAUUGGAGAGCUUUAAAGAAUGCUUUGAGGGCAAGAUAUGUGCCCGAUUACUAUCAACAUGAGUUGCUCAAGAAACUUCAUACUUCCUACCAAGGGAGCAAGAGUGUUGAGGAGUACUAUGAAGAGAUGGAGACUACAAGAUUGAGGUGUGAUGUUGAUGAUGAUGACGAAGUUGUCAUCACUAGAUUUUUGGCGGGUCUUCACAAGGAAAUUGGUGAGGCUUUGGAGCUUCACAAGUUUGAAAGAUUGGAAGAUGCUUACUUGAUGGCCUUGAAGGUAGAAAGGCAUAAAGAAAACAAAAGCUACAAGUCAAAGGCUACAACUUGGAACAAGAAUGAUAAGCCUUGGAAAUCCACAAACAAUUGGGAGAAAUCCAAAGAUUCCAAGUAUGGUCCCAAGGUUCAAGUGGACAAAAACAAGCUAAAAGUGAAAACUAAAGGGGCUUCCAAUGUUCAAACCAAGUCCCUUAUCAAUUUGAGAUGCCUUAAAUGUCAAGGACUUGGUCACUACAUGAAAGAUUGUCCAAAUAGAAGAACAAUCAUUACCAUGGAUGAUGGAAGCUAUAGAACCAAAGCUAGUGACCAAGAGCAUAGAGAUAGUGAACAUGAAACAAGUGAUGAAGAAUUAGAAGAACAAGAAGAUGAUGGGCCGAGAUCUUACUUGGUAACAAGAAAAGUUUUGGCUGUAGCUAGAGAAGAUCAAGAUCAAAGGGAGAAUCUUUUUCAUGGAAGAUGCAAGAUUUUGGGAAACCUUUGCUCUCUCAUCAUUGAUAGCGGAAGUUGUGCUAAUGUAAUAAGUUCCUCUUUGCUUGAACAAAUGAAUUUGCCAUCAAAGAAGCAUCCCUCACCUUAUAGACUACAAUGGCUACAUGAGUGUGGAGACCUUCGAGUCACCAAAAUGUGCUCAUAA
This is a messenger RNA of Nicotiana attenuata, 1398 nucleotides long. RefSeq lists its product as uncharacterized. Gene Ontology annotation, molecular function: zinc ion binding; nucleic acid binding. The record is from RefSeq and is a predicted model, not a curated record. NCBI's taxonomy places the organism in Eukaryota, Viridiplantae, Streptophyta, Magnoliopsida, Solanales, Solanaceae. The transcript is spliced from 2 exons. The coding region runs from base 1 to 1398 and encodes 465 amino acids.